This is a messenger RNA of Hevea brasiliensis (rubber tree), 1752 nucleotides long. RefSeq names its product probable WRKY transcription factor 15. Gene Ontology annotation, biological process: regulation of DNA-templated transcription. Gene Ontology annotation, molecular function: DNA-binding transcription factor activity; sequence-specific DNA binding. The record is from RefSeq and is a predicted model, not a curated record. NCBI's taxonomy places the organism in Eukaryota, Viridiplantae, Streptophyta, Magnoliopsida, Malpighiales, Euphorbiaceae. The transcript is spliced from 3 exons. The coding region runs from base 517 to 1491 and encodes 324 amino acids.
UAUUGAUUUUCUUUCUGGUUUUGCUGAAUCAUUUUAUUAACAUAAUUGUAAUAUAGAAACCUAGAGCGCAAAAACUGCAACUUAAGCAUGAUAUUUUUCAGUCACCUUUGUUUCCACUCCACCAUUUCUAUCUCCUUCAUUUUUCUUCCCUUUUUUUUUUAAUGCUUAUUCUAUUAUUAUUCAGCUUUUAUUGUGUAGUCCAAGCUACCAUUGACUACCUCACCUGGACAGCUUGUUGGAUUUGAUUAGUCGUUUACAUCCCCAACAAGAAAAAAACAAAUAGAGAAUGCUUCAAUAACUGGGUUGGGUAUAUUUUGCAGACACUUAAUUGCUUCUGACUCAGCUGUACAUGGUAUUAUCAGAAACUAUAGCUUUUGCAUCUAUAAGACUAUAGUUCAUAUCAUCAUAUGAUCAAGCUUGCCCAGCUGUGGCAGAACAUGACCAUCUAAAUUCUUAGCUUUGGCCACCUUUAAUCGAGUCCUUUAUCAGGUGGAUUUAAUUAGACAAGAUUAUAUUAUGAAGGAAGGUGUCUGUGUUUCACUGAACCCAAGAUGGGAUUUCAAAGUUCAUGAGGCUGCACAGAGUAGUUUCAGGCAAGCUUAUCGUCUGUUCAGCUGUAUUUCUGAUAAAAAUCACAAGAGAAGCAUUCAAGAAGUAAGCUUGAUUGCUCAAGGUGCAGUCAAUGAAUUCAGAAAUUUACUUACUCUCCUUGACGGAUCAUCACAGUCGGAUCCUAAAAGGAUCAGGAAAGGUCCUUUGCUACUUUCCUAUGACAUAAACCCAGUUGAAUUGAUGGAUUGUCCUAGCUCUAUGCCCCAGAGUUCAGGUUGCAACUUGACUACGCAACCCCAUGUAAUUAGACAACUAUUCCCUCUUCAGAGUAUUCAAGCAACCAAUUCAUUUAUCCCCACUGCUAGUUUCAGCUUUGACAGGGAAAAGAGUAAGUCUAAAGCCAAUGUGGAUGUCACAAACUGUUUGAUGAUACCGAACCUCUCCUUGUCACAGCCAAGCACAUCUCUUUUAAGUUUGGAUGGAAGAGGUGACACUGGCAAGCGAUUAGUUCAUCAUUCAGCGUCUGAAACUCUGGCAUCUCGAGACUAUUACUCUAUGUUUCCGAAGAGCAAAAGUGGGAUGAUGAGUGAAAAGACUAGUACCAAGUGCCUAGCCUCAACCGGUGAAUGUCACUGUCUUAAGCGAAGGAAAUUAAGAAUCAAGAAAAUAAUUCAAGUCCCAGCUUUAAGUGGCAAAUUAGCGGAGAUACCGCCAGAUGAUUACACUUGGAGAAAGUAUGGACAGAAGCCCAUAAAAGGAUCUCCUUAUCCCAGGAGCUAUUACAAAUGCAGCAGCAUGAGGGGAUGCCCUGCAAGAAAGCAUGUGGAACGAUGUUUACAGGAUCCCACUAUGUUAGUUGUCACCUAUGAAGGAGAUCAUAAUCACUCCAAACUUUCAUUCCAAUCACCUAACUGGUUGAGUCUCACAUCAGUUGGAUAAUUCUCUUCUCGUAAAGUACUUUUUAGGAUAGAAUUUAACCCGAUACAUUUUAUCAAUAUGAUAUCAAAGUCAACCACAAAGAUAAAAUUAAGUUCAAUCAUCAUUAUUCAGGUUUAAUCUAUUAGUUAAAGCCUAUUCUACUCCUUCAAAAGUAUGCUUCUCUCUUUUAUGCAAUGAUAACUGCAAUAACAGAUAUGCAUGUGGUAAGUGUGUAUAUGCUCUUUUGUUAUUUUCCUAAUAAAUGAAUUCUAAUUUGCUUCA